This is a messenger RNA of Suillus plorans, 891 nucleotides long. Its product is annotated as ribonuclease H-like domain-containing protein. The annotation marks the transcript as partial. NCBI's taxonomy places the organism in Eukaryota, Fungi, Basidiomycota, Agaricomycetes, Boletales, Suillaceae. The transcript is spliced from 6 exons. The record is from RefSeq and is a predicted model, not a curated record.
CGUGAUGAAGUUGGCCUCGUGCGAGCCAUCGCAGUCAAGGCACGGUCUUCUGCCCAACGAAAACAACUUUGGAAGGAUAUCCAGACCCGUCAGCCUAACCUGAGCCCUGUUGUCUCACAACUACUACUUGACAUGCCCAUCCGGUGGUCCUCGACUUAUGUUAUGCUCGACCGUGCUGAGAAGAAGAGAGCCUAUGUUGAUACAUUUGUCUACGAGCUCGGCCUUCGUGAGACUAACCUUACAAAACGUGCCAGAAUUGAUCAGUUGAAGUUGCGUGAAGAUGAAUGGGCUCGCAUUGCAUUAUUCACGUCUCUUCUUGCUCAUGCUGACAAAGCUCAGCAAAGCUUUUCGUCGGACAAAGGAGCAUCCCUUCACCUUGCUUUGCCAGCUCUCGAGGCCCUACAUAAGGCAUGGUCGACACGUUCUGAGAAUCCCAAGUACGAGCAAUUUCAGGAAGCCUUACAACAAGGUGUUGCAAAGAUCCACGAGUAUUACAACCGAAGUUCGGAGUGUGAUGCAUACAUCAUCGCAAUGUUGCUUGACCCAUCACAGAAGGACUCCCACAUCAAACGCUUUUGGGGCAAGGUCACACAUGCCGAGGCUCUCAAGGAAGCCGAACGAAUUGAAGAGCACAUUAAAUUGUAUGGUGAGCAUGGUGUUCCGUCGUCACUGAAGAAGAGAUCAGGUAAGGUAUAUGGACUUCUCCGAGAGCUUUCCAGUGAUGAUGAGAGUGGUGAUGACGAGCCGGAAGAGUCGGAGGUGGAUCCACAGUUGCCAUGGUUGAGGGAGUUCCACCUCUAUCUUAACUCACGCACUUCAGUUCCCGAUAACAUGUCUAUCAUCCAAUGGUGGGGGGUAAGUAUCAUUUCAUGUGAACUGUAUUAUUACUGA